ACUAACCGCACAGUAGUGUUGCAACGGUUGCUCUGAUCCGAUCGCUCACCAGUAAAGAACAAAGCAUCACACGAAAAGGAUGAUCAAAACAGGAAUGGGCUCAAUAGUGCCGCGAAUUCUCCGGCAACAGACGGCGGUGGCCCCAAGCACAGUGGUGUCGGUGAAAAAUUAUGCAACCGAGGCAACGUUCGAGACAAAGCCCUUCAAGCUGCACAACCUAAAGGAAGGGCCACCCACUACCGGCAAGGUGUCGAAGGAUGAGGCAGUGAAAUAUUACCGGCAAAUGCAAACCAUCCGCCGGUUGGAAACGUCCGCCGGCAAUCUGUACAAGGAGAAGCUCGUCCGGGGCUUCUGCCAUCUGUACUCCGGCCAGGAGGCGUGUGCCGUCGGUAUGAAGGGUGCCAUGCGCUCGCAGGAUAACAUCAUCUCCGCCUACCGUGUGCAUGGUUGGACGUAUCUGAUGGGCGUUACGCCCCGGGGCGUUCUGUCGGAGCUGACCGGCAAGCAGGGCGGUUGUGCGCGUGGUAAAGGUGGCUCGAUGCAUAUGUACGCGCCCAACUUCUACGGUGGCAACGGUAUUGUUGGUGCCCAGGUCCCGCUCGGUGCCGGCGUUGCCCUCGCGUGCAAGUACAAGGGUAACGGUGGCGUCUGUCUCGCACUGUACGGUGAUGGUGCGGCUAAUCAGGGCCAAAUUUUCGAGGCUUACAAUAUGGCCCAUCUGUGGAAGCUGCCGUGCAUAUUCGUGUGCGAAAACAAUGGUUACGGUAUGGGAACUAGUGCCGAACGUGGUUCGUGCAACGUUAAUUAUUACCAGCGUGGAGACGUCCUGCCGGGAAUUUGGGUUGAUGGUAUGGACGUUGUUGCAGUACGUCUUGCUACCGAAUUCGCCAUUAACCACGUGCUAAACGUUGGUCCGGUUGUGAUGGAGGUGUAUACUUAUCGCUAUUCGGGACACUCUAUGUCCGAUCCGGGCACGAGCUACCGGACGCGCGAAGAAGUUCAAGAGGUGCGUCAAACACGCGAUCCGAUCUCCUCGUUUAAGGAUAAAAUUAUUGCAGCUGGUUUAGUGACAGCCGAUGAACUGAAGGCUAUGGACAACGAGAUUAAGAAGGAGGUAGACGAGGCAACAAAACAAGCGAAAGCGGAUAGCGAAAUCGGCUUACCGGAACUGUCCACCGAUGUGUACUCGAACAAUCUGGAAGGCGAUAUUCGUGGAUGUAAUCCCGGCUCGUGGCUUAAACACGCUACGCUGAAACGUGCCGUUAAUCUGUAACGCACCGUACUGGAGUUCUUCCUAACCAUCAAGUGACCUUCUACCAAUGGAAAGCCAGCGAAAUACAGACUAGUCGUACAACCUACACUCCCGGUUUUAAACACCGCCGCCACCCCAACGACAGCCGAAAUGAUGGUGCAUUUAGUUCAAUUUUAUUCAGCAAAAUAUCGAAAUUUACCUUAAACAGUUUACAAGUAGCAUUAAUCGCUAUCACUAUCCCGGUAAGAGUCCUCAAACUC
Anopheles moucheti is the source of this 1512-nucleotide messenger RNA. Its product is annotated as pyruvate dehydrogenase E1 component subunit alpha, mitochondrial-like. The record is from RefSeq and is a predicted model, not a curated record. Gene Ontology annotation, cellular component: intracellular membrane-bounded organelle. NCBI's taxonomy places the organism in Eukaryota, Metazoa, Arthropoda, Insecta, Diptera, Culicidae. The transcript has 6 exons. Gene Ontology annotation, molecular function: pyruvate dehydrogenase (acetyl-transferring) activity. Bases 80 to 1273 code for a protein of 397 amino acids. Gene Ontology annotation, biological process: pyruvate decarboxylation to acetyl-CoA.